ACUUUAUGGUUUGCCAAUGGUUUCCAGCAGUUUCCAGGCGGUGUAGUAUUGACGUUGGUGGAUCGCAUAUUACGCAGUUUAAAGUUCAGAAAAGUGUCGUUUCAUUUUAUUUGCAAAAGUAUGCACUUUUUGAUGACCUUCAGUUCUUAGUACAGAUAAAAUAAUCAUUACCUUCGUUUAAAAAAAAAUGCCAGAAGGACGAAUACCAAAACCUGAACUUCGAAAUCUUCAUCUUGCAUAUGUUAAAAAGGGCUUAACGUCAAUGAUAGGUUUUACUGCCCUUGUGGGAUUGACUUACAAAAUAUUUGUUAUUGAUUCAUAUGAAAGGAAAAUGACUGAAUUUUACAAAAAUUAUGAUCCAGAGAAGUCAUUCCAAAGAAUGGUUGAUGCUGGUCUCAUGCAAUCUGCUGGUGGUGGCAAUUAAAUAUGGCACGCAUAAAAAAAUAGUGGUAUUAUUUCAUUUACAAAAUUAUGUAUAUAUUUGAUUAAUAAAUAUUACUAAAGAUAAUGUUA
Messenger RNA from Megachile rotundata (alfalfa leafcutting bee), 513 nucleotides. RefSeq names its product cytochrome c oxidase subunit cyclope (gene cype). The record is from RefSeq and is a predicted model, not a curated record. NCBI's taxonomy places the organism in Eukaryota, Metazoa, Arthropoda, Insecta, Hymenoptera, Megachilidae.